GAUUAGCACGUCAAGAAAACAAGACAACAAAUAUAAUAAAUAUUUUGAUUUGUCAAAUUAAUUUACUUUUAGUAUUUACCGAAAAUGAGCAACAAAAGCAAGAAGGCCACUGGAGGUGCAAGUGAUGCCAACCAACAGAGACUAGCCAAACAGCGUUCACAUGACUCUCAGGACUACAGCGCCUUUAAGGUGGUCCUUUUCUACUGCUCUCUGAUAGUAUUCCUGCCCGUGGUGACAUUUUUCGUACUUAAGGGCUUCGUACUGGAACGCUUCUUCACCAUGUCAGAUGUAAAAGUGAACAUUGCUGCUGCGGUGGGCGCUGUGGCCGCACUGCACGUUUCAUUGGGCGUUUAUAUCUAUCGAGCCUAUUUUGGUGGCUCAAAAGCAUCCAAAGAAGAUUAACUGGCAUCGACUCCAAAAGAGCAACAAUUGCGACUGUUCCAUAUGUAUCAUUUCCAAUUACAACGUUUUAUGUUUUCGCUGCGUUCGUUUGUUAUAAGCAUUAGCGUUAAGUAAACUAAUUACAAACUACCCAAACGAAAA
Molecule: messenger RNA, 543 nt
Organism: Drosophila arizonae
Lineage: Eukaryota; Metazoa; Arthropoda; Insecta; Diptera; Drosophilidae
Product: vacuolar ATPase assembly integral membrane protein VMA21 homolog
Biological process (GO): vacuolar proton-transporting V-type ATPase complex assembly
Source: RefSeq, a predicted model, not a curated record